Messenger RNA from Penicillium atrosanguineum, 1203 nucleotides. RefSeq lists its product as uncharacterized. Lineage: Eukaryota; Fungi; Ascomycota; Eurotiomycetes; Eurotiales; Aspergillaceae. The transcript has a single exon. Bases 1 to 1203 code for a protein of 400 amino acids. The record is from RefSeq and is a predicted model, not a curated record.
AUGUCUCAAGUACCGGCCACCUUCACACCAGAUAGCGAAUUCGCCGACCUGGAGACCCCGCGUGGUCCCAUUGGCAGCUGCCUCUCCAUAUCCGCGUUGGCUCGGUUCGAAUUCGAAGCCGGCAGGGGUAAUGAGGGGACCAAGAUCCUGAUGAUCGAGUGGGAGGAUGAUGAUCUGAGCCGAUGUGCUGCCGAGGGUUCCUGGCAUGUUUCAUGGACCGGCAAGACUACCGUUCUCCCCGCGGAUGAUCGACCGACUGACAGCUUACGCCGCUUCUACUUCCUGCUCCCGCCUCACGUCACUAUCCCUCCUGUCGUUACACUCUCAUACGAGCCUCUGCCCACAGUCGAGACGGAUAACACAUCAACGCCGUCUUCACAAGCUCGCGAUACCUUGCAACUGAACCCGCUGCCUGCUAUCUUCCCGCCUGAGCUAGGCGCAACAGGUCGUGCUGCCGGCAAGAAGGGUGUGUUGCACACCAUCUGGGCGAAGAAACGACUCCGAGUUCUGGAUAAUGAGAUCCGCGAGGAAUGUCUCAACAAUGCAGAAGGAGUCGCUGUGCAAAUGGCCGCACAAGAGAAGGAAUGGAUUGAGAUGAAUUUUGGUGUCACUGCACACGCCGCUGACAGCAGCCGUGAAUCCUCAGCUGCAAACUCCAUGUACCCAACCGGCCCAGCCACACCUGUAUCGCCCAUCAGCGGCCGGAAAUUGACCGACAAGCUCAAGGGAUUAAAGCUGCAGACCAGCGAGAAGGACUUGUCUGCAAACGACAGUGAGUUUUCUGCUGUCGCGAACGCACCAUCCGGGUCACUGACAAACCAAGACUCAGGCCCGAACUCAGCACACCUCCUCUCACCACAGUCGCCCGACGUGGCAGUCUCAUCCUUCAGCUCCUUCAGGAAUGGAGCCAACCGCUCUGCAGGCUCUCUCCCGACACCAGUGACCAAUCCCAUCCCGACCCCAAGCUCCAGCACGAAACCCACUGGCCUCGAGAACCUCAAACCUGUCGCCCUGCACCCACCAGAGUCCAUCCAAGACCUCCAACAAACCAGCGCGACGAGCGGCUUCUCCGCCAUGAACUCCAUGACCUCAAUGAGCUCUCUAGCACGCACCUCGAGCGCAGAAUCUGGCGAAGACCUCUUCGCCAAAGCGCUGAGCCCCCGCUCACCCGACCUCCCACGGAGUCCAUUCUCAUUCACCUAG